Triticum urartu is the source of this 2497-nucleotide messenger RNA. RefSeq lists its product as uncharacterized. Gene Ontology annotation, molecular function: nucleic acid binding. The record is from RefSeq and is a predicted model, not a curated record. NCBI's taxonomy places the organism in Eukaryota, Viridiplantae, Streptophyta, Magnoliopsida, Poales, Poaceae.
CUCCCCACAAAUCCAGACCAGACCAGGCCAGAGGACCAAACCCUAGCUAGCUCGCCGCGCGCAACCCUCCCGCCAGAUCUCGCCGUCGAUCCCCGACCUCCCAUGGCCGCUCCCGCCCCCCGCCUCGCCGGCUUCUAGUUCGCGAGCUAGCCGCGCGCGGAUCGGGGUAACAAAGCAUGGAGGAGGACGCGGCCGCGGCGCCCGACUCGUGGGAGACGGCCGACCUCGACGGGGCCAUGAGCCGCCUGCUCCUCUCCUCCUCCUCCCCCGGUGGCGCCGCGCGAAGGGUCUCCUCCUCCUCCCCCGGUGGCGCCGCGCGAAGGGUCUCCUCCUCGCCCGACCUCGCCGACGACCACCAGGAGCAACCGCAGCAGCAGGCCGACGAUCCGGUCGCGCAGGUCGACCAGUUCCUCCGCGAGGCCCUCGAGAAGCCCCGCGAGCGCCUCCAAGUGCUACGGAUGGAGCAAGACAUUCUGAAGUUCCUUCGUGACCCUGGGCAGACGCAGUUUGAGUUCCAGGGUCUUCCGACUUCGUACCUGCGCCUCGCUGCGCACCGUCUGGCACAGCAUUAUUUCCUGAUAUCGAUCGCCCUGCCGGAUAACAGCCUGCCUGACGGAACCAGUUCGCGGAUCAUCCUUCGCAAAACGUCGGCUGAGUGCCGAUUGCCUGCUGUCCGCCUAGCUGAUAUUCCAGUUAAUCUCCCUCAAGAAGAGAGCAGCGCUGUGGCCACCAAAGUAGCUAUUAAGCAAAGGCCUCAGAAGAAUCAGCAUGGCGGCGCAGGCGCAGGUGCCAACUCUAACAGAGGCAACCUUCAGAAAAGCGUCGAGGAGAGGAAAGAGGAAUACAACAGGGCACGUGCUCGCAUAUUUAACAGCAGUAGUGGUAGCACUAGUCCGGUUGAUGGAAGACCAGCUGAUGAAGUGGUUUUGCCCAACACCCUACAUAGGUCCACUUCCUUGGAGUUGAACUCAAACACCAGGUUCGGUGAAUUGACUGAAGCUACCCUUGAAAGGAGUUUGACUAGCACCGCAUCUAGCAGCAGAUCAAAUAAUAGAAGCAGGAUUGACAAGGAGCCUCCAGUCAAUAGGGGCAGGCAAGGCAAUAGGGUGGCGAUAUUUCGAGACCGUGACUCUGAUCGCAAGGAUCCUGAUUAUGACAGAAGCUAUGACAGGUAUAUGCAAAGAUUUGAUCCUGGAUUUGGAUUUAAUGGCGGCGCGUACACCAUUCAACCUUUGUAUGCUCCUGCUGUUACCUACAACACUGAGUUCCCCCAGCUUGGGUCACCACAAAUGUCUCCUGUUCCUGUUGAACAGCAGCAGCCCCAUCCAAUGGCUCAGCACAUGCCUGGGCCCUGGUCGCCGGCUCAAUCACCUAAUGCCGUUGGCUACAGGCCUCCAGAUGGUGUUAUGCCACCCUACAGUCCUGGUCAAGCUGGUGCUCCUGUCAGAUCUUCUGUUUUCAUGCAUGCUUCCCAGCAAUAUGCCAUGCCUUCACGCCCAGGGGUCACAUUUGUACAUCCACAGGAUUCCAUGCGACCAUUUGCACAGACUCACCACCAACAACAAUCUGAAGCUAGUCUACGCUUAGCCCGGCCCCGGUGAGGGGCCUGGGCGUGCCUGCUCCUGCCAGCAUGGGCCGAACUUCCAACUCAAAUCGGAUGAGAUAUCCUUCUCAUUUCUGGCUGGCAGGAGCAGGCAUGAAAGAACCGAGAAGCGCCGGGCCGAGCUAGUCAUUUGCCUGAUACUGUCAUGCCCGUGCGCUUCUCGGUGUUGUUCCUCCCUGCACAUUGAGAUGCAGGCGGGGCACCGUACUCCUUCAUCGGUGGAUUAAACUGCAGACAGUUGCGUGGGCCUCAGAAGUCCAUGACACAUGGAAAGAAGCUGAGAAGUCUAGGGCAGAGCCGGUCGCCGUCUCGCCCUUGCUCGGGUUCUUUGUUCUUGGCGUUGCUGCUUCCCCUUGCAUACUUGAGAUGCAGGAGGGGCACAUGUUGCCGCCACUGGCUCCUCGGAACACGAGUGGCGCCACGUGAGCUGCAAUAGAAGAGAAGAGAAGAGAAUGGCGUGGGGACAUCCAGCAUGUGGAUCGACAGCCGGGACCUGGCUGCCCGACUGGAGCACUAGGCCCGGCGCUUCUCUUGCUUCCAGCCGAAGCCGCAGCAUGGUGGCUUGAAGCUGCGCGGCAUGAUAUGGUGUGGAGGCAAGCUGCAUCGACUGCCGCCCGGCAUGCCACCCUUGCUCCCAGUGUCUGCAGGGAACUGCCGCUGAUGAUGAUGACGACGACGACGAAGAGUUUCCAGUCCUGGCUUUGUGUUGUCUUAAGAUUCUUGUUCAUUCAAACUUGGUAGUAGUAGUAGUAGUAGAGUACCAGUAUCUGUGUCUGUACAUGGUAGCAGUUGGGGGUCACUCACCAUCGACUUGUUUAUUAAUUAACUAUGUCGUUAUCAGGUUACAACUUGAGUUGCAGCUGUUGUUAAGCUCCAUUAGUGCUUUGAACUGAA